AUGAAAGAAAAUCCAUCUAUCAGUGUGACCAUUCUCUUAGCAUAUUUUAUUCUAACCAUCGGAGGAAAAGAAGUAAAGUGUAUAACACAAGAAGAAAAUACUAGUGCGAUCCCACUGAAUCAAAAACUCAAUAGGACUAUUCUGGUUCAUGGAAGAGAUGUUUACGACUGCAUCGAUGUGAAUCUACAACCAGCCUUUAGCCAUCCACUACUGAAAGACCACAAGAUCCAGAUGGAACCAAGCUCUUUCCCACUAAGUACUUCUACCAAAUCUCCAUUGAUGGAUGCCAUCCCACAAGCCCAAUUGGCCCUGAUUGAGUGCCCUACAGGAACGAUUCCAAUAUUACGCAAAAAUAGAAAGGUCCACAUGCCAGUAGAAACUAUUGGUAAAGUGAUUAGCCAGGAUGAACAUGAGGUUGCAGGAAUAGAAUAUUUUGAUGUGCUAUAUGGGACGCGGGCUAAAAUAAAUGUUUAUAAUCCUAUGGUGAAGAAUAAUAGUAAGUAUCUAAGUGCAUCAUGCAUACAAAUUAGUAAGGUACAAAAAGUAGGUGUUGCAGAUGGGAUAGGGGCCGGUUCUUGGGUGUAUCCAAGCUACAGUGGCGACAACUUUGCUAGGUUUCAUGUUGCUUGGCUUGAUGGCUUAAAGACUUGCCCUGAUCAUGAUUGUGGCGCUUUUGUGCAAGUAAGCUCAAGUGUUGGUCUAGGAGGAAGACUUAAACCAGUUUCUGUCUAUAAUGGACCACAAUACCUCAUAGAUGUUAUUAUUUUCAAGGACCCAAAGACUAAAAAUUGGUGGGUGGCUUAUGGUCCACAAAACAUACAUAUUGGAUACUGGCCAAGGGAAAUUUUCCAUUUCAUGAAGGAUCAAUGA
Triticum turgidum subsp. durum (durum wheat) is the source of this 870-nucleotide messenger RNA. Lineage: Eukaryota; Viridiplantae; Streptophyta; Magnoliopsida; Poales; Poaceae. The record is from the annotation of a GenBank genome assembly.